Messenger RNA from Vanderwaltozyma polyspora DSM 70294, 1953 nucleotides. RefSeq names its product Hda3p (gene HDA3). Gene Ontology annotation, cellular component: HDA1 complex; nucleus. Bases 1 to 1953 code for a protein of 650 amino acids. The transcript has a single exon. The record is from RefSeq and is a predicted model, not a curated record. Lineage: Eukaryota; Fungi; Ascomycota; Saccharomycetes; Saccharomycetales; Saccharomycetaceae.
AUGGAUUUGUUGAAAAUAUUAGAUACUAAACCAGUACCCGGUAUUGUAGAUGCUAAGACGUUAGAUAUAUCUGGAAAUACUUCAGGUGACUAUUGGUUACCAACGACUAUGUGCCUUUAUCAGAAGGAGUUGACAGAUCAAAUUGUAUCAUUGCAUUAUUCUGAUAUUUUAAGAUAUUUUGAGACUAAUGACUAUAAAGAAGAUGUUGUUUUACAAUCCUUAGAGACAAUGUGUUUAAAUAGUCAAUAUGUGGCCACUCAUCCUUAUUUAUUAAUAGAUCAUCACAUGCCAAAGUCAUUAGUUAAAAAGGACCUUCCAAUGCAUCUUACAGAGACAAGUGGUAAGUUUGCUGCUUUGAGAGAUCUAGUCAAUAUUUUACAGGAAUAUGAAAAUAAUAUUGCUAUAAUAUGUAGGAAAGGAAGAACGAUGGAUUUAUUAGAGGCAUUAUUACUUGGGAACAAAGUUAACAUAAAAAGAUACGAUGGGAAUUUAAUCAAAUCAAAACAAAAACCUAGGAAAUGCUCGAGUUCUUUCCAUCUUUUCCCUUCUACUGAUUUACAAUUUAGAAAAUUUCCAAUCCAAAUAAAUGACGAGUUCGAUAUUGUAAUAGCGCUAGAUCCAAGUGUCGAUAGUACAGAUCAAGAUAUCCAAUACAUACUUAAAUACAGAAGAGAUAAAAAUACAAGCAAUCGAAAGGCACCAUUGAUUAGAAUGAUUGCAAUAAAUUCGAUAGACCAUUGUGAUUUGUAUUUCAAUAAAAAGUAUAAAAAUGGAAGCAAAGAGCAAUUGGAAUACAAAACAGCUGCUGUUGUUGUUCUAAGAGACAGAGUAGGCAUCCUGCCCCCAGAUUUAAGACCAAUUUACUCUCAGAAGUUAAACUACUUGGUCGAAUGGAUAGAGAAUCCCACACUACCUUGGCCAUUACCUGAUGUUUUUGCAAUUAAAGAAUACACACCUAUGGAUGUUGAAAAAUCUUUAUUAACAGAAGUGAAUUAUUCAAAUACAGAGGAUUACCUGGAAGCUGCUUUUACAACUAAUAGAAAACGUGGAAGAGCACCUGAAGAUAGGGAUGCCAAUAAAGAAUGUAACAUCCCCUCAUUUUAUGAUGUGAAAAGAGUUCAAAAUGAUUAUUCCACAAAUCCGUUGAAACAAAAUAUGACUCAAUUGACUGGUAUAACAACAGCAAAUGGGUUGGAUAGCAUCGAUUACCAUCUUUCAAGUGGUAUUUUAACUCAUAAGCUAAUCCAGUCAAUAAAUGAAGUAUAUAAAGGAAUCCAAAGACAAUAUGACGAGAUAAAAGAUUAUAAAGAUGUCCAAUCUAUUCAGCUUAACCAUGAAAAUUAUUUGAAAGAUGAACAGUCAAAAAUGAAAACGAAAUAUGAGGAUGCUAACUCAAAAAAAGAUUCAAAUAUUUCGACCUCAACUGUACUCGAUACAGAAGGCACUGAAAUCCACAAUCGAAUUGAUACGUUAGAUAAAAAGAAUGAAGCAGAUUUGAAAACAUUAGAAGAAAAAGGUGAGUCCUAUAAAAACUUAAAAGAAAUAUAUUUGAAACAAAAAGAGUUAAAAGAUAACCUAGAGAAGGAAGAAAGAUUAAAAAUAUCUAGAGAUUCAGAGAAAGAAUAUAUGCAGAAAGAAAUAUCAAGGGCAGAAAAUGCGAUUCAAGAGUGUAAUGAUGAAAUUUCAAAAAUUGAUAUUGAAAUGGCAGAAUUGUCUACUAACUUAGAAGAUAAAUUUACUUCAUAUAGAGAAAAAACUGAAAAAGUACAGGAAAAAAUAUCCAAUCUCAAGAAGUCAAUAAAUAAUGAGGAAAAUGAUUUAAUCAAUCUGAAAGAAAAGUUGAGAAAGACUCUAAUGAAUUUGAAUAAUCUACCUACCCCAAGGAUUAGAGUUUCGAAUGGUAAUAACAAUGGGAAUGAAUCUUCAAGCAGAAGGUAUAAAAAUCGUACUUAA